Molecule: messenger RNA, 735 nt
Organism: Aspergillus heteromorphus CBS 117.55
Lineage: Eukaryota; Fungi; Ascomycota; Eurotiomycetes; Eurotiales; Aspergillaceae
Product: DUF2423 domain-containing protein
Exons: 3
Coding region: 178-552 (124 amino acids)
Cellular component (GO): preribosome, large subunit precursor
Source: RefSeq, a predicted model, not a curated record
GGGAGGAGAAAAAAAAUGUAAAAGGCGGGGGCAAAAAGGCCAGAAGAAAGUCACAAACUACUUUGCAUCAUCUGACUUGACAACGUCUGGUUGAUCAAGUUUCCUUUUCACUUUUUUUUGAACAGGCAUUUCUUUCUAACUCACUAUAUACCGGUUGCAAGUCGGCCAGCAAACAGCAUGGCAAAGAGCGUCCGAGCCAGCGUUUCCAAACGGAACAAGGCAAAGUUACGAGCGACUGUCUUUGGGCCAGUUGUCGAUGCAAGAACUGAGAGGCUAUCCGCAAAGCUACAGGAGCUAGCUUCUCAGCCAAAGCCAAACGAAGAGAAGUCCGAUAUGGAACUCGAUACCACCAGAACAAAUGGCCAUGGUGAUAAUGUGAAUGAAAAUGCUCCGAGCUCCAAUGAAGAUAUGGAUAUUGACCGGGGCUCUGGCAAGGGCACUCGAGCUCCCUCCAAUAAAUCAGGCCGUAUACAGAAGCGUCAUAGGAAAAGUCGUUCCUCCAUUGUUUUUCGCCCAAAUCAAACGAAGGCACGGGCUUCUAAGAGGAAGUGAAAAAUACCCACUAUUUCCGUCUAUAUAUAUACACUGGGGCAAUCUGACAUUAGAUAUGGGGUUUGGAGUUGAAAAUUAUAACAUGUUGCAAGUCUUCCACUGCUUAUAAUAAUUUCAGGGAAACAUUUAACCUGCCUUCCAUCCAUGAUUCUACCUCAAUAUAAAUAAGCGCAGACCUCAUCU